AUGCAAACCAGACCGCUCUCCAACGACCCCUCCACAACCAAGCUUCAUCAUGACCCCGCCAUGUCCGCACCACAAAUACCCAACCUGAACACUCUCCGUCGCGGAGCCGGUCGCGGCCGCUUACGAGGUCGAGGAGGCGGACACGAGGGUCCUGGAUCUACUUCUCGCGGUCAGAAAGACCGGGUCGUGCAGGGAACGGAUAAUGACGCCAGCGUCUCCCGGCUGAGCGCAGUGGGGUUGGGGUAUCUUGAGGAUCCCUUUGCCAGGGUGUUGACGCCGUUAGGACAAGAGACAAGGAGGUUGCCAAUUAUCAAUCGCGGGACCUAUGUGCGCACGACGGCGAUCGAUGAACUUGUUGCGAGGUUUCUGGGAUUGACGGCAGAAUCAGACUCGGCAUGGAAGCAAAAGAAGAAACAGAUCAUUUCGCUUGGUGCUGGCUCUGACACGCGUGUCUUUCGACUUCUGCAAUCAGACCCAACGCCGGAUGUUGUCUACCAUGAAAUCGAUUUUGCGGUCAACAAUGCAGCGAAAAUAAAGGCUAUUCGGGGAACGCCUAUCCUACAGCGGGUUUUCGGACAUUAUGAAGAUGUCACAAUAUCUGAGGCGGGGGAUGCGCUGCACUCUCCCGUCUAUCAUAUCCAUCCGAUCGAUCUUCGAACGCUCGCGCAGCAGUCGGAAAGCAGCGCGAACGAUGAAUCAGUGACCCGACUACGAGACACGGUGGAUACGACACUCCCAACGCUAAUACUGUCCGAGUGCUGCCUGGUGUAUCUGUCCCCUGACGAAGCCGCGGGUGUCGUGCGCUACUUGACCCAAACUUUGUUUCCGCCAUCGGGCGGCAAGUCAGCAACCCUCGGUCUUGUGCUCUACGAACCGAUUCGACCUGACGACGCGUUCGGACGGACAAUGGUAGCCAACCUUGCGACGCGCGGGAUCCAACUCCAGACACUGCACAAGUAUGCGUCGUUGGAGGCGCAGCGGAGGCGGCUCUGUCAGCAGGGGUUUGAUACGGGCCAGGCGGCUGCGGAUGUGGAUUUUCUGUGGGAACGGUGGGUUAACGAGGAGGAGAAGGAGCGGGUUGCUGGGCUUGAGAUGCUUGAUGAGAUGGAAGAAUGGAAGCUGCUCGCGCAGCACUAUUGUGUUGCCUGGGGUUGGCGGGAAGGGAGUGUUCAAUUUGACGGAUGGAAUGACCUGGAGGGACAGUCAUCGGAAGGCUGA
Molecule: messenger RNA, 1218 nt
Organism: Aspergillus calidoustus
Lineage: Eukaryota; Fungi; Ascomycota; Eurotiomycetes; Eurotiales; Aspergillaceae
Source: the annotation of a GenBank genome assembly